Molecule: messenger RNA, 918 nt
Organism: Vicia faba (fava bean)
Lineage: Eukaryota; Viridiplantae; Streptophyta; Magnoliopsida; Fabales; Fabaceae
Source: the annotation of a GenBank genome assembly
AUGCAAAUUUUCGUUAAGACCCUCACUGGCAAGACCAUCACUCUCGAAGUUGAGAGUUCAGAUACCAUAGACAAUGUUAAGGCCAAGAUUCAAGACAAGGAAGGGAUCCCACCUGACCAGCAGCGUCUCAUUUUUGCCGGCAAACAACUAGAGGAUGGCCGUACCCUUGCUGAUUACAACAUACAGAAGGAAUCUACACUCCAUUUGGUGCUCCGUCUCCGUGGUGGGAUGCAAAUCUUUGUGAAAACUCUCACUGGAAAGACCAUCACCCUUGAGGUCGAGAGCUCUGAUACCAUUGACAAUGUCAAAGCCAAGAUUCAGGAUAAAGAGGGCAUUCCACCCGACCAACAGAGGCUUAUCUUUGCUGGCAAACAGCUUGAGGAUGGCAGAACUUUAGCAGAUUACAACAUUCAGAAAGAGUCAACUCUCCAUCUUGUGUUGCGUCUUCGUGGUGGUAUGCAGAUUUUCGUCAAGACUCUUACUGGCAAGACAAUUACUUUGGAGGUAGAGAGCUCAGACACUAUUGACAAUGUGAAGGCUAAGAUACAGGACAAGGAGGGUAUUCCCCCAGACCAGCAGAGAUUGAUUUUUGCGGGAAAGCAGCUUGAAGAUGGCCGAACUUUGGCCGAUUAUAACAUUCAGAAGGAGUCCACCCUUCACCUUGUUCUUCGUCUGAGGGGAGGUAUGCAGAUCUUCGUGAAGACUUUGACCGGAAAGACCAUUACCUUAGAGGUAGAAAGUUCAGACACCAUUGAUAACGUGAAGGCAAAAAUACAAGACAAGGAGGGAAUCCCACCAGAUCAGCAGAGGUUGAUCUUUGCUGGAAAGCAAUUGGAAGAUGGAAGGACCCUUGCGGAUUACAACAUUCAGAAGGAGUCUACACUUCACCUAGUUUUGCGCCUUCGCGGUGGAAGUUAA